Molecule: messenger RNA, 936 nt
Organism: Nanorana parkeri
Lineage: Eukaryota; Metazoa; Chordata; Amphibia; Anura; Dicroglossidae
Product: olfactory receptor 1G1-like
Exons: 1
Coding region: 1-936 (311 amino acids)
Biological process (GO): G protein-coupled receptor signaling pathway
Cellular component (GO): membrane
Molecular function (GO): olfactory receptor activity; G protein-coupled receptor activity
Source: RefSeq, a predicted model, not a curated record
AUGGAUAAUCUCACACAUUAUAAAGAGCUUUAUAUUCUAGCGUUUUCCUCCUAUUUAGAAAAGCGACAUCUGAUUUUUACUGCAUUUUUAUUGCUUUACCUAAUCGGAGUAGUAUGGAACCUUGCUAUGAUUAUUGUUAUAUAUUGUGAUUCCCACCUUCACACGCCAAUGUACCUAUUUCUUAUCAAUUUGUCACUUGUUGACAUCUGCUACCCUACAGUCACUCUCCCAAAACUGAUGGACAUCCUUUUGACCAGAAAGAUUGCAAUUUGUCUUAUAACAUGUUUGACUCAGACCUUUUUCUUCAUGUUCAUGGGUGGUACAGAAAUCAUUUUAUUGUCUUGCAUGGCAUAUGAUCGUUAUGUUGCCAUCUGUAACCCGCUACACUAUUCUCUGAUUUUGAACAAUAGAAAAUGCGCAUUGCUUUUGGGAUUGAGUUGGGGCUCAAGCUUUGUGAAUGCCAUUUUUAUAACCCUAAUGGCUUCACAAUUAGUAUUCUGUCAUACCAAAGAGAUUUACCAGUUCUUCUGUGAUGUUAAAGCCCUAUCAGCGAUCUCCUGUGCAGAUGUGGGGUUUCAGCAGGUGAUCUUCAUUGAAGCAUUGCUUUAUGGUCUUUUCCCUCUAGUGAUUAGUUUAACUUCAUAUGCCAAUAUAAUAAAAAUUAUUGCUGGAAUAAAAACAUCACAGGGUAGAAAAAAGGCAUUCUCCACCUGCUUGUCACACUUGUCUGUAGUCAUAUUAUAUUAUGUCACUAUCAUGUGUGUGUACAUGAGGUCAGCAGAUGAAAUCUCUGAUGCAAUGGAUCACUUUUUAUCUGUCUUGUAUACAACUGUAACUCCCAUGUUAAAUCCUUUGAUAUACAGCCUGAGAAACCAAGAUGUCCAGCGCGCCAUACUUAAGCUUGUCGCUUUGAUAAAUGUGAAGUUUGUCCAGUAG